CCGGUGCGCAGUUGCUCACGCUGUUCCCUAGUUGAGAGGCUGCAUCUAUAGCUGCAAGAAAGAUUGGGCGUUAGGCAGGUAUGAGUGAUUUCAGUGAAGAAUUGAUAAGGUCCAAGACAGAGGAUGACAAGGAGGAAUCAUGUGUAUUCUCUGGUACAGGAAUGUCUUUUCCUUGGCUCCAAAAGCAUAUAGGGACUGUGGAAACUGGAGGGAAAAAGGAGAAGGAUUUUGCUCAGACAACAAGUGCUUGUUUGGGUUUUAUCCAAGAAGCGCUGCUGAAGCACCAGUGGCAGCAAGCUGCCGACUACAUGCACAGUUACUUCCAGAUCUUGGAAGACUCGGACACCCAUAAGAGGCAGGCGGCGCCCGAGAUUAUUUGGAAGCUCGGAAGUGAAAUUCUAUUUUAUCAUCCCAAAAGCAGUGUGGAGACUUUCAAUACCUUUGCUGACAGGAUGAAAAAUAUUGGUGUGAUGAAUUACUUAAAGAUCUCCUUACAACAUGCAUUAUACCUUCUGCAUCAUGGAAUGCUUGAAGAUGCAAACAGAAAUCUCAGUCAUGCAGAGACAUGGCGAUAUGGUGAAAAGUCGUCUUCCCAGGAAGUGUUAAUCAACCUUAUUCAGGCCUAUAAAGGGCUUUUGCAGUAUUAUACUUGGUCUAAAAAAAAGAUGGAAUUGUCUACACUUGAUGAAGAUGAUUAUGCGUAUAACACAGCAUCCCAGAAUAUGUUCGACCACAGCUGGAAGACAUCUGUAAACCUUCGUGCAUUGAUUCAAACUCCCGGCAUUUGGGACCCUUUUGUGAAGAGUUACGUAGAGAUGCUGGAAUUCUAUGGGGAUCAAGAUGGAGCCCGAGAGGUACUCACCAAUUAUGCCUAUGAUGAAAAGUUCCCAUCAAACCCAAAUGCUCAUAUCUACUUAUACAACUUUCUAAAGAGAGAGAAGGCACCAAGAGAGAAACUGAUAAGUGUGCUUAAGAUUUUGUAUCAGAUUGUACCAUCUCAUAAACUGAUGUUAGAAUUCCAUAGGUUACUGAGGAAAUCAGAAAAAGAAGACCACCAUAAACUGGGGUUGGAGGUAUUAUUUGGAGUCUUAGAUUUUGCUGGAUGCACUAAGAAUAUAACCGCUUGGAAAUAUUUGGCAAAAUAUCUGAGACAGACUUUAAUGGGGAAUCACCUUGCCUGGGUUCAAGAAGAGUGGAACUCCAGGAAGAACUGGUGGCCAAGCUUUCACUUCAGCUCCUUUUGGGCAAAAAGCGAUUGGAAAGAGGAUAAGGCAUUGGCUUGUGAGAAAGCUUUGGUAGCUGGACUAUUGUUAGGAAAAGAACUUUGAUUCAUGUCUGAAAUAUUUAACCAGAGACCUGCUUAGCAUGGUAAGACUAGGAAAAGCAGGUAGAAGGAAUUUCUAUUGAGCACGAGGCACCUUUUUCAGAGCUGCUCGGUCACCACCCGGCUGCUCGCUAGGUGCUGGAAUGGCUAGAUAAGUUCUGACCUCUUCUGACCUGUGAGUUAUUUAUCCUAAUCCUUCACCUCCGAGUUUUCUUACGGAGAACUUUCUUAUUGUUACAGAUGCCUCUUGGGCUGUUUUACAAGCUAACAUUGAAAGGGAAGCUGUAGUGAUUUGCUUUUGGAGAAGGCGCAUUUAAUAUGUGAAUAUGCGUAUAGCACAUAUCACCUUAACUAGGACUUGGGAGGCCAGGUGGAAAGCUAGUGGAAGUAUGUGCUCCAAUUAUGACAGAUCAGAAACAUUUUCAUAUGCAGGAAGCAUACAUUUCAUCAGCGACAGCUCUUAGAAUGUGCUCAGACUGGAUACAUCAUACAAAUCCCCCCAUUUUCAUAAUCAUUAGUAUGCCAGAGCUGAAGCAAAAUUUUAAAAAUGUAGAAAUAUGC
Ailuropoda melanoleuca (giant panda) is the source of this 1885-nucleotide messenger RNA. RefSeq names its product TATA-box binding protein associated factor, RNA polymerase I subunit A (gene TAF1A). Gene Ontology annotation, biological process: transcription by RNA polymerase I. Gene Ontology annotation, cellular component: RNA polymerase I transcription regulator complex. The record is from RefSeq and is a predicted model, not a curated record. Bases 81 to 1328 code for a protein of 415 amino acids. The transcript is spliced from 11 exons. Lineage: Eukaryota; Metazoa; Chordata; Mammalia; Carnivora; Ursidae.